Fusarium odoratissimum NRRL 54006 is the source of this 4649-nucleotide messenger RNA. RefSeq lists its product as uncharacterized. Gene Ontology annotation, molecular function: cysteine-type endopeptidase activity. The coding region runs from base 2136 to 3374 and encodes 412 amino acids. The transcript is spliced from 3 exons. Lineage: Eukaryota; Fungi; Ascomycota; Sordariomycetes; Hypocreales; Nectriaceae. Gene Ontology annotation, biological process: proteolysis. The record is from RefSeq and is a predicted model, not a curated record.
GAUAUUUCGAUCUGCCCUACAGCCAACGGCAGUUGUCGAUUUCCAUCUGAGACCAUCUGCAUCUGACACUCGGUCGCAAUUUUAUUUUUCUCUGUAUCACAAUAUCCCUGAUAAAAAUAACGGACUGAGAUUUCGGAUCUGGAUCUGGCUUCAGCGCAAACCCAAGUCUCAGAUGAGAUGCCCUUCAAAUUCGCUUCGCUUCAGCUCGACACGCAGACGAGGCAGCUUUGGGGUAACAGAUGUUACAUAUCUGUUACCGACUUGUUUGAUAGGGCAAUAAGCACUAUCCAGUUAUCAACUCCACGCAUCAGAUGCUGUUUCUUUCAAUGUCUCAUUCAAAUCUGAAGAAUAUUUCUCAAACAUGUCUGAUGGUACGGUAUCAUCAACUAAUUAUUUGUAUUUUUCCUUGAUUUAUGUUAACUCAAUUCAUGCCCACCCUCAGGUCUCAAGACCUUGGGCACUCAACUUGGCCAACAAAACCUUACCUGCUCAUGAAACCUCGAAUAUUUAUAAAGUCUUAGCCCAGGCCUUUUUCGCAAUGUCGACGUGACGGGCAAAAGUUUGUCUCAAUUGCCGACCAUUGCCACUCAGGUUUAUCCUUUACAAUGGAAACGCAUGGGAGCUUCAAUAUGGACUAUGGAGCACGACUUCAUACUCCUAUGGAACAACCUUUCCUGGUUUUCCUUUGCUCACUCAGCUUAUCAGCCCGCGGGCUCAGUUCUGCGUUUUCGAGUAUUUCGCAAAUGAAAAAUUUUCACUCAUGUCGUCAGUCAGAGUCAGCCUCGUCGAGUCCAUGUCAGCAUCUUUCAAGCGAUAGAUCAGAUCCAGUUGCACGACUUGCACGGCUUGCACCUCGAUUCCUGCUACGCAAGGUCCCUUUACCAUAUCGAGCGGGAUACAUGGUUACACAAGCCGUAUCUGUUUGAUAAUGAAUAGUUCGCCCGUCCACUAUAGAUAUCUCUGCGAUCCGCUCCGCUCCUCCUCUUCCGUGCCGUCCCCCCACACUGUUCCUGUUUCUUUAUGCACUUCAGAAGCAGGCAGUGCUCGAUAACCAAUCAUGACAAGCAAUGCUUACCCCAGACGCCCGUUGUUGAAAGGUUUUCACAUCAUUCUUCAGGGACCCUGGCCCUGGGGAUGUUUUCCGUCUUCUCUUUGGCUGAUCCGGGUUUAUCUAUCGUAUGCGUCUGCCUUGCCAGCAAUCAACUCAUUUCGAACGAGGCACCCGCAGCCACGUUGAUGAUAGUAAAGCCAACCGGGCGGUAUUCAGCUCAUAUGCGAACAUGAUCGACGUCAGAACGAGGGAGCCAACUGCAGAAUGGGAAAAUUUUUCACUGUCAUUGAGGGGGUUGUGAGAUAUGGGGGUGGUUGUUGUUUGUGUACUUGCCAAGCUCUCUUGAUUUAUAUAUCAGACAUCGUUUCCGCGUGCCCUCAGCCGACAUUAUAAUACAUCAACAUCUCUCAAACUCAAUGGUUCCUGGCAUGCCCCUAUUCCGUGCACUUCAAAAUGGCAGACUUUCAAGGACUCGGGGCCAAGUUUGACGGCUUCCAGAGCUCGACAAGUGGUAGCUCAUCAAGUCCAUUUGUAGCUUCUGAUACAUCUUCACAUACGUCCAUAUCUCUCGCUUCCAAUGGCUGCUUGCCACCUCUUUCUACUCAUGAUACAACAAAGUCGCAGCAUCACAUGAACAACUUCCAGCAAUUUGUCGACGAUCUUCAAUCGGCUGCCAAGCGAGCGUUCCCUAACUCUGCGUACUCUCGAUACAGCGAAGUUCAAGUACUCCUGAUAAGAUGGGAAGAAGACGAGCUCGAAGUUGAAUGGGAGCUCAGCGAGCUACAAAGGGUCUUCCACCGUUUAUACGGCUUCACAACAGACAAGUUCCUCAUUCCAACCCAAAACUCUCAUCGCAAGCUCAAUCACAAAGUAUUGAGCUUUGUGGAGGAACAUGAGAAUGAAGAUACCCUUCUUAUCGUCUACUACGGCGGACAUGGGGUCAUCAACAAAGCCAGACAAUCAACUUGGUCUUGGUAUGAGCAGUGUUCUCCCCAUCUAACUCAAGCUGACUCGGCGUCUCAAUAGUAAGGGUGACAAAAGCUACGCGACUGUGGAAUGGUCUGCUAUCCAGACUCUUUUUGAAAUGGUCAAAUGCGAUGUUCUUCUUCUCCUCGACUGCUGUGCUGGUGCAAGUGCCGCUCCUCUGACUGAAAGGCCGACAAACAUCAAAGAGACCAUCGCGGCCUGUGGGUUUGAGACAUGGACACCUCGUCCAGGCGCACAAUCAUUUACCCAUACACUGAUCGAGGUCUUGAAGGAGUGGGCCUCACAGCUCCCUUUCUCGGCCGCGAUGCUACAUAGCGAGAUAUUGACUCGACUCAAACACGCUCAGCCUGAUCGGUCUUCACAAGGAAGGUUGAUCGAGUCAAGGAAGACGCCUGCUUACAUUCUCUCAACAUCUGAUCCACAUGCUGCUUCCAUCACCUUGGGCAGAAUGUUUGAAGAAGAGUCUAGCUCGGUGUCGUCAUCUCGGGCAAUACCUGAGUCAGAUCUCAGGAGUCUCUCGGAGAGAGUGCAGUCAGAUAGUUAUAUCUCGGCUGAAGAUCGUAUCCAGGCCUUGUUGGCUGUAGGUGCAAAAGGACAACGAGCGGCCCCGCAUGUUAUUCUCACAAUUGCACUGGAAGAAGAACAAGUCUUCGAUGCAGCGAGUUGCGCUCGAUGGCUAAAGCAGUUUCCACUCUUGGCAACUCAUGUAAGUGUGGAGUCUGUCUACCACAGUUACUCAACCCUGCUCCUACUUUCUGUGCCGGUCGUUCUUUGGGAUCUACUACCAGAACAUCCGGCGACUCAGUUUGUGGGCUACGUCAAGUCCCGUAACCUCUUGUCGGUAGAUAUGGCAAAGGAUGGAGCGGCUACGCCAAUCCCCAUUGCCAGACAAGUGACGGAUGACAAGCCUGGCGAUUCCUUUGAUUGCGCUUCUCCGCUAAGAUCAGUAUCAGGCCUCAGUAGCUUAGAUUCUGGAUACGAUUCCUGUCUCUCACGACCUGCGAGCUUAGGUGUGGCAUUGAGGCAUAAUCGACUACCCAUGGAUGGGACAAUGGGCUCCGUGGCUAGCCAGGCACUAGCAAGCAAGAGAAGAAACAAGUUGUCAUCAGCAGAGCUUCUGGGUCCAGACCGGCCAACUUCUACGCCAGUAAACACUCGUUUCAAUCCCAAACAGGGGUCGAGUUUGAAGAGCCGCAGAUCAAAACGUCUGGUCGUGUCAGUUGGCGAAGCGGAGCUGAACAACGACAAAAUCGGCCACACUUGUGUUCUCUGGUAUGGAUAUGAUGUUCAGCAAAGCCAACCUACCAAGAGAACAACACCAAAACCAAUAUGGUAAGUAAGAUGUCAUGUCGACCAGGUUCGGUGGAUGUGGCUCUCCAUCUAUGUGUUGUCAUUUCUGCUGGCGCAAGUUGAAAUCUAUACUACGACCCAUACUUUCACUGAGGUUUGAGUGUGAAAUUGUCGCUGAGAUUGGUCUAGGAACGAGGACUUUCGGUUUGAAGUACAUGAUUCGCCGAUGUACUACCAUUUGAGGGUUUCUGUGUGGGGAGCGCAGAUGCUUGAGCUUAUUGGCGAGCUGCAUGUUGAUCUCUGUGAGCUUGUAUUAAGGGGACAGCUACCAGAGCUUAGAACAUGGCAAAGCCUGAGUUGCAAUGGCGCGGUGGUCGGGAGAAUUCGAAUUAAGCUGGCAUGCAUGGAUGCCAACGACUACGAGGAACAACAAACCACGGCAGCCAAGGUUUCAGCAGCGAAACGGCAACAACAGCGGCAGAAGUUGGAACGACAACAGAGUGAUGACGGGCAAGCUCGGGUUCACCAGAUGGACUUCCAGGUUUGGUAAAGGAGCAUUGGUCUCGGUAUCAGGAGAAGUCAGGGAACGGCGAGUCGGGUCGGUUUGUUUGAAUCCGGUAAACUUUUGACGAGGAUCAUAGCAAGCAUGGCAUGGCACUCAUCCUGCAGGUAAGUAUAUUACUCGUGCUGAGUACAUUCAAAAGGGAGUGAGGAAGACAGCGGAGACCACUGAAGUGAUCGAAUGUGACAAGAGAAACCCCUGUCUAGUGACGGGGACGGUACUUGGCAGUCUCCCCACGCGAGGUAAAAUUCCAAUUCUUUUCCAUCUUAUCAGAUCGUGGCUUGCUGUCCGACUCUGACCCAUCGAGCUGGGUCAGGGCUGAAGAUGGCGUCUUAUUUUCCACAGUGGGACAAGUCCCAACGCCAACAAAAUUCAAGAAAAGCAAUUUCAUUUCCAUCCCCUGAUCGAACAAGUUUUUAGAACAACGUGAUAUCAGGUUUGUCGGUGAAAGGGAACCUAUCCCUGAAGAUGCUGCCAUGGCUGAGAAUAUGGAAUCAAAGGGAGGUCAAUGUUGGCACAGACCAGCUCACUCAGCAGGGAGUAGGGUUGUCUGACUGUGUCCUCUGUGUGCUAUACACGUGAAUACCACAAGGUUUUGAUAUGCAGCAUGAGAUGGAUGCGUCAAAGAGCCAGCGAAGCAACCCAACAACAAUAGGCGGUGGGUACGUUGGGCAUUAUCAUCAGAGUGCAUCCCGUAUAAUUAAGGAAUGGCCAAGCUGUUCUGUUCUAUUCUGCUCGACUAGUUCCGAGAUCGGUGAG